AUGCGCGUUGCUACUGCAGCAGCAUCAAAGGCGGCAGCGUGCAUAGGUGCAGCCGAAGAGAGUGAUUUUCAACCCUCAGCAGCAGGUGAUCUAUUGCCUACUGUUGUUCACAGUCCACGUGGUGAGGUAGCACGUGCGACAAGUACAUCCGCUGCGUCUUCAGCGGGUGCCGCGAAUCGCAAUGUAGAUGAGCCUGGGAUUAAGCUCUACUAUUCUGGCGAGUUAAAUGAUCCAUCCGACUUGAAGGCGACACCUCACGCCUCCGAAUCACCCGGGCGGACACUCUAA
This is a messenger RNA of Peronospora matthiolae, 288 nucleotides long. The record is from the annotation of a GenBank genome assembly. Lineage: Eukaryota; Oomycota; Peronosporomycetes; Peronosporales; Peronosporaceae.